Messenger RNA from Pocillopora meandrina, 6204 nucleotides. The record is from the annotation of a GenBank genome assembly. Lineage: Eukaryota; Metazoa; Cnidaria; Anthozoa; Scleractinia; Pocilloporidae.
GGGCUAAGGUAUUCAGAACACUACUUCCCAUAUGAUUGGUACUGUUGAAUUAUUCCUUUUACGAUGCAGACAAGAGCUGUCGUGGUGAGAAAGGACGAAAAUGGUCAAAGGGUUUAUGAACUACGUGAAUCGGUGAGAUCUGCAGGAGAAAAUUGACAUUGCUAUUCAUAUGUUAUGUUUUGAGACCGGAGUCGUUCGACUGAAUCAGAACUUCAGAUGUCUAAGAUCUGAAGUGAUUUGUGCAUUUUCAUUGGUUCUUACCCAUGAUCUACUGCAGAACAGACGCACAGAUUACGUCACCAUCAUCACAGUAUUUCCCUUUGUAUUCUAAAAAAAAAUUCCAUGGUGCUAUGUUCGGCAAUAGAUCAGAGAAUACGUCAAAUUGAAAUGAGUCAGAACAUCAGUAACAUACUCUGCUGAUCUUGCAGGCCAUUUUUUUUCACACCAACUUGGAGUCUGUUUGUUUUGAAAAAUAUGUUUUAUUUAUUUUUUAGUUUGAGUGCCCAACACUAGAUGAAAACAGCGUUGCAGUAAAGGUCAAAGCUUGCGGCUUGUCUCCACACCAUAACAAGGUGCAAAACUCUGAAUAACACUUGCUAAAUAACUAAUAAAUUUCUUCUGUACAAGAGUGCUUCAUAUUCCGAUUGUUAAGGCUGAUGACAUGAGUGUGUUUUUUUCUGUUGCAGAUUUUAGAGGAAUUUAACUUGAUACGCAAGAAGGAACAGCCAUUUGGAAGAGAAAUAUCAGGAGUUGUUACAAAUGGUAUACAUUGCCAAACUUAAAAUAAGCACGAUAUUUAAAUUAUCAAAAUUCAGUUUUAGAGAAGGGCCAUACAUGGAAAGAGGUUAUGUCAAAGUAAAUUUUUUCUACUUUGGACUCAAUUUUUUCCUUUUAUGAGGUACUUCCAAUAAAUCCAUUAUUCAUAAGAUGGUAGUAGCAGACACAAAGACACAGUUGUUUCAUCAAACAUUGAUAAACAUUCUGAACAUUUAAUAUAUUAAAUUUUAUAUUUGAGUCCAUGUUUAAUCAUUUAUUUUCUUUCAGUUGGAUCAGCAGUCACAAGAGUCAGCAUUGGAGAUGAAGUGGCUGGUGAGUUUUUCUUUGUUCUAAUAAUCAUGUCACUUAUUAAGGGGAGUCCAAAAAUAGCUAAAAUUUCAGGCAUUCAGAAAUUCAGAAAGGUGGAAGGAAUCAGAUAAGAAGUGAUCUCUUAGAAAAAAAAUUGGUGUCACUGUGCAAAAACAGUGUACAGUAUCCAAAAUUUAUUUGUCUUGUUUCUUAUUCCACACAUGGGCUUAAUGUACAACAAAGCAUGGAUAUUAUGAUGACUUACAGCAUAAGAAUGGGUAUUAACAUUGUAUUUCUUAUAGUAUAGUGUUCACAAUGCAUCAGCAAUGAUAGAAUUGUCUUGCAACUACACAAAAUUCCUCAGAAAUGAAGACUAUUCUCCUGUUAAUUUACAGAAUUUUCCUUCUACCACAUUCCUUUGUACAGAUCCUUAUAUUGAAUGCUGUAACCGAGUGAUGAUUAUAGUAGCUGCAGUAGUGGGUUGGUUUUGAUUAUAAAUAAACUACUAUUAUGUACUCCACAUUACCAGGCCUGCUUCCAUUAGAUUCAGCUUCAGCAGGAUGUGCAAACUUUUGCAUCUUAUCACAGUAUGAUGUUGGUGAGUAUUUGGGAAAUAAUUGCAUACUGCAAUAUACAAACUCAGAGCUCUAUGCAAAACUUGGUUAGUACGGUAAAAGUUAAAAAAAUCAGGAACACCAUAAAUAUUUACGGAAUGUUACUAUUUUCUUGAGGAGAAGCCAAUAAGAAGUGAGAAAAGUAAACCACAAACAUCAAUAUUAAGCAGUUUGUAGUAUUAAGGUUUACUCCAAUGUCCCAGGCCAGGUUGUCCAAAGCUGGGUUAAGUUAAUCCAGGCUUAGUGUGAAAUAUGAUUUCGGAUCUGAAAGCUUUAAAAAAAAUUCAGUCAAAUUUCUUUUUGUCUGGAAUAUGACUAUUUGAUGCUCUAAAAAGAACACAGAAAACUAUUCCAAAAUGGCUUUUGAAUAAAGGAAUAAGGAAACCCAGAUUACAAUUUAACCUUGAGCUAGUGCUAAUUGGCCCUCUAACAACUGGACCCUGAACUUUACUGUGAUUGGACAGUACACAGUUGAUCUGGUAGAAUCAAAUCCAAAUUUUUAUAGUUUCCUUAGUCUCACAUCAACAAUUUCACCACCUGGAGUGACCAAAAUGGAAUUUCUCCUUGAAUUUCAAUAUAGUUUCAAGCAGAAAUAAGUCAAGAAGUAAAAACAUUAAUUAGGAGAUAUGAUUUCAUUUAACACAAACCCUCAAAGCUAAAACUAAUUUUAAGAUAUGUAUGAAUACUGCUUGGAGAAUCAGUAUUUCGAUAUCAAGCGUAAUUUGGUUAAAUAAUCUCAGUUUUUAAGUCAGUGCCAUGUUUUGACAAAAUUACAGUGCGAGGCAGUGAAUCCUAUAAUAUUAACUUGCAAAAUUUUUGUGUUGAUCUAUUCAAAAAUGUAUUUGUACUAGUGGCAUGUAUAAAUUCUUGAUUUUUCCCAUCUUUCAUUCUCUCUGCCUUACAUUAAUGAAAUGAUUGUAACUAAUAAAAAAAUGUCUAUACGCCACAUGAAAUUUAUGUUCAGCCCGAAAACCAGAGAAAGUGGAUCACAUAGAUGCAGCAGGUUGCAUUGGUGAUGUUGUUAGAGCUUACACUGCACUAUACUACCAAGCCAGAGUAUGUGGAGGAGAGACAAUACUGAUAUUCAACGGGGCCUCAGUGAGUAUUUUAUACAAAGGAGUUGUUUUUAAAGUCACUGUUUUGGUUUUAUUACCAUUAUUCUUGACAUUCAGGCACAGUUUAAGAAAGAUUUUAUAUGACAAUUAUUUGCCAAAGGAACAGUCAAGGUUUUCAAGUGAUUUGCAUGACAAAAAUACAUUUUAAUCUAACAUUAAUCAAAAUCAAAAAUACAGUUUGAUUACCAGGCUCACAGUAUGAUGGUCAUGAUAUGAAUUUCUUUAUUUCAGGCCAGUGGUGUUAUGGCUAUCCAACUUGCCCAUAUUUGGGGGGCCAAGGUAGGGUUGACAUAAGAUAAUUCAGAGUUCUUUUUAAUCCUUUUGCAAUCUGAGAGCUGACAACAUCAAUUUUUAACAAAAAGUAAUAUUCACUUGUUGACUGAGUGGGAGGGCUGGACAGGAAACUUAGUUUGAGGUCAUAAAGUAUAAACUGAGCACAGUGAUGUCCACGCAUUAUAAUCAAGGGUGUUCAAAACAUUUCUGGUCCAGCCCUCCCACUCAGUCAAUAAGUCAUUUAUCAUAUAUCUCCUGCUCUUUCUUUUUUUUUUCCUUUCUUCUUGCCUCUCGCAUCUUUCGGGGUGAAAUGGCCUUUUGUACAGCUAUUGGGUGCAGCCCUUACAAGAGGGAUUUUGUCUUGUUUUUCCAGCUAGAGUGUUGGUGGGCCAUACAUUCAUAUGAUAAUAGUUGUAUUCUCCUCAAAAUUAAUGACAGGUUCUUGCAACAGCAUCAUCAGAAGAAGAAGUUAUUUACCUGCAGAGUCUUCAACCACCACUUGGUAAGGGCAUUACUCCACUAUUGGGCUAACCAUUUGUAAUAAAAGGGAAAGUGAUAUCUGAUGGAACGAAAGUCCCCAAGGUUGUGGGCAUGUCAAGUGAAUUAACAGUCCUGAUACGUGGCUAACAAUAUCCCUGCUUCAUCCUGUGUCAUACAUGGAUAACAAGAUAUUUCGAACCAUUUCAUUCCUUCCCUUCUUUUUCAGGUCACCAUCCUGAAAGUAAAAGAGAAUUAGUGUUCAGCUGUCAUGUUUUUUAAAACAUAUGUCCUGAGACAUAUAUCUUAAGAACCAUAACUGACAGAUGCAUUUUUUUAUGUAGCAAAAAUGUAGAGAACAGUAAGGAGGCUUUCUAUUCUUGUGGAGGGUUAACACAAUCUCUAUGUCUUCUUGUAGCAAAUGUAAUAGACUUGAGGAAAACAAAGAAGUCAUUAGUAGAUAUUUGUAUGGAUGAAACUGGUGGACUUGGUGUGGAUUGCGUGAUUGAUAAUGGAGGUAAGAGAAAAUCACACAAACUCUUGUUGAGAGGGUCAGCCUUAACCCUUUGCAGGAGUUUAGUUUUGGUUUUGAGUGGCCACUUUUCAUAUUAACCCUUGAUGCAAUGGGAUGCUGCGAUUUAUUUGUUGUUCUGGCUGUCCAGCAAAAUUGUAGAUCACUGCACACACUUCAGGUUAUUUUUAUAUGGUACCAUUCUGUUAGAACUUAAUGAGUUUGAAUUAAAAUGAUGUCUUCCUUCUGAUUAUCAUUUCCUACUGGUACAUUCAUAUUAGUUAAAAAAAAAUAAUAAUAGCAGAUCUGAAACAAAAUUAAAUGAACUGUUUAAUUUCUGAGUUCAUUUAAAAUGAACCAAUCAAAUCUCCUAUUGAACAGUUCUUCGUCAAGAUGAUGAUGUUAUAAUUCAGGGAACAGGCAUUGGUCUACCUGGCCAAAAUUCAGUGCCAUCCAAACAUGAUGUGAUCUCCUGUCUUGGAGUGGCUGGAAGAUGGAUCACUUCUCAUCAAGAUCUUCAGGUAAGAAUCCUCUAAGGACAAUUUUACAUUUGUUGCACAUUUUUCUUUUCUGUGAUCAGCUGCUGUGAUUACUUUGGUUUUGAUUUUAUGAUAUGCAAUCAAAAGGUGCACUUUAUUCAAGAGUUUCAGAAUUCUCAAACUUUCUUAGCAUACUUACUACAAUAGACAAGAUGAAGUGUAAUCUAAUUUUUAUUUUCCAUGUGAUCACUAAUUGUGAAAUACUACUAACCCUUCUCUUACAUCCAGUUGGACCCUCCUGAUUCUCAGAUGCUUUACCUAAAAGGAGCUGCAAUCAGUUUUCUCUUUGAACAUUCAUGGACUUUAUCAAAAGGUAGGGAUUUAUGGAGGACAGUAAAUUGCGUGGAUGUUCACCUUAUUUCAGUCAAACCUGCUUUCAUCAGUUGACAAUCACUAUCGGGAAAUGGUUAAGUGAUUGCUGAAAAAAGGUUCCCUGGUGCCUUUGAUUUACGUUUUGAGUCUGUCCUUUCCUUAGGUCAACAAGGAAGAUACCUACGUAUCCUUUACACCCUAACAUCAGUAUGCAUAUUCUCUCAACUGUUCUCUUUACAUUUCAUCAGGCGCUAACAUGGAGAAUUUGUUUAACGAUCAAGAACUUCUUUAGUUAGUGAUCGUUUCCUUUAUUCUCGUGUGCUUUGUGUUUUAUUUAGGGGUGAUAUUGUAAGGAGAAAUUAGAUACUAGUCAUUCGAAGAAGUUGAAGAGGAUGAAACCCUCAAGGGGCCUUCUGAGAACCGUUGACUUUCUCACUGUCCUUUUUCCAAUCCUUAACAUCUGACCUUCGACUGAUAUCAUGAAGUGAAGAAAAUAUGACCUAUGUCUCCCUACAAAGAGUGAUGUUGCGGUUUAACCUUCUUUUUCUCGUCGCCGCCUUAUUUUUUUCGUGUCUCUUCUGUUUUUUUGUGUUUUUUUUUUGGUCCAACGUAUCAGAGAGACGCUAUUGCUCGUUUUGACCGAAAUUUGCCCGUUUUCUCUUAACUUGUGUUAAGACAUCCUCCAAGACAUAAUGGAUAAACUGUCUAACUCAGUGAUAAGGUAAGAACAGAAGACUUCUUCCCUCAAUAGUUUCAAGGGAUCAAACAAACUUUACGCGAAUCUAAGUUUAAGGGAAGGGGAAAAAGAGGAAAAGAAUUAUAGAGGAGAUAAAUGGAGACGGGGAAGAUGAACGUUUGAGCCUGACUUUUUUUAGCAUACAACGGUAGAUUAAUGGUGUGAAAUGCGGGAACUAGAUAACAUGGCUGUAAUGACUCCAAGAUCGGUCUCAGAGAUCUGGUUCUCUCUUUUGAUGUCGAAAUGCACUCAGUGCGAUGUAAACUUCUGGUUCGUGAACAGUGCCACAGAGGAAGUGUUACAUUUGAGUAGGGGUCGGUUGGGGAAGAGUGCGCAAAGACCAAAGUUCUGCAGCUCUUUUGUUCAUAGUGGCAGUUCUUCUAAGAUCGUGAUUUGAACGACGAUUAGACUCAGACGUUUAUAACUUAACAUACUAGAAAUCUAUAUUAAUGUUUUCUUCUUUAGACCGGUCAUUCACCAUACUGUGUCUCUGGAAGAUGCCUGUGAAACCCUGCGGCAACUACCUCAGCACACUGUUGGCAAAAUUGUUGUUAGCUUGUAA